UCAUUCUGCAGUAACUGUUGUCACGGUGCUUGUUCUCAGCCCUGUUUUUACUGCCAGCAAAAAAAUGGUCAGCAAGUUAACACAAGAGCAGAUCACAGAGUAUAAAGGAGUUUUUGAGAUGUUCGAUGAAGAGGGAAAUGGAGAUGUGAAGACACAGGAGCUGGAGAGACUGAUGAGUUUAAUGGGAAUUAAUCCAACAAAGAGAGAGCUCAGCCAGAUGGCCAAAGAUGUGGACAAAGAUGGUAAGGGGAUAUUUAACUGUGACAGCUUCCUGGGUCUGAUGGCUCUGUACCAUGAAAGAACCAAGAACCAGGAUGCUGAACUCAGAGCUGCUUUUAAAGUGUUUGAUAAAGAGGGCAAGGGAUACAUCGACUGGAACACACUCAAAUAUGUACUGAUGAAUGCAGGAGAACCACUUAAUGAGAUUGAAGCGGAGCAGAUGAUGAAAGAGGCAGAUAAAGAUGGAGAUGGAACCAUUGAUUAUGAAGAAUUUGUGGCCAUGAUGACUGGGGACUCGUUUAAAAUGAGCUGAAGACGCAGUAAAAGAAACGACUCUCACUUUGAAUCUUGUGGACAUUCUGCAGCAGGUGUGAACAUUCUGUUUAUGUUCCAGUGACAUGA
Molecule: messenger RNA, 621 nt
Organism: Toxotes jaculatrix (banded archerfish)
Lineage: Eukaryota; Metazoa; Chordata; Actinopteri; Toxotidae
Product: calmodulin-like protein 6
Exons: 5
Coding region: 65-532 (155 amino acids)
Cellular component (GO): myosin II complex
Molecular function (GO): calcium ion binding
Source: RefSeq, a predicted model, not a curated record